Messenger RNA from Alexandromys fortis (reed vole), 2424 nucleotides. RefSeq names its product ankyrin repeat domain 55 (gene Ankrd55). The record is from RefSeq and is a predicted model, not a curated record. Gene Ontology annotation, biological process: protein localization to ciliary inversin compartment. Gene Ontology annotation, molecular function: protein binding. Gene Ontology annotation, cellular component: ciliary inversin compartment. Bases 246 to 2087 code for a protein of 613 amino acids. The transcript has 12 exons. NCBI's taxonomy places the organism in Eukaryota, Metazoa, Chordata, Mammalia, Rodentia, Cricetidae.
CAGGUCUGUGCUAGCAGCUCUGCACAUGCUCCGUCUGGCUCCUCACUCACUCAUUGAGGUUUCUAUUGGUUUAAAGCAACCUUCCGGCCGCUGAAGCGCUAAGACCUGCAGCAUUUCCCUGGCCACGAUCCAAGGAGCCUCGGCCAACGAUGCUGAAGCCGACUGGCGUGUUGGCUGCAGCGUGUGAGCUGGUGUUUUCUCUUCUCCAGAGCCCUGGAUGGUUUUUGUCGUUCUUACGGUAAACGAUGAGACAGGCUACCAUGGAUUUCAGCCCCUCAGCUGUGUUCGAUCAGCAAAAAGGUGACUCAGCCGAGGAAGUCGACCUGACCAUGGUGUAUCAGGCAGCGUCUAAUGGAGAUGUCAGUGCUCUGACUGCCGUGAUUCGAGAGGACCCUUCCAUCCUGGAAUGCUGUGACAGCGAAGGAUGCACGCCCUUGAUGCAUGCGGUUUCUGGGCGUCAAGUAGACACGGUGAAACUGCUGUUGAAGAUGGGCGCCAACAUUAAUACCCAGGACGCGCAUGGCCGCACCAGUUUGUGCCUGGCAACCUACCUGGGCUGGCUUGAAGGCUGUGUGAGUCUGCUCAGAAACGGUGCCAAGCACAACAUCCCAGAUAAAAACGGCCGCCUGCCACUGCAUGCUGCCACCGCAGAGCCCGAUGUGAGGCUCCUCACAGUCCUGCUGCAACAAUCCAGCCUCAGUGAGAUCAACCAUCAGGACGCGGAGGGAAUGACACCGCUCCACUGGGCAGCUUUCCAUAACCGGCCUCAACACACCCAAGUACUGCUGAAGAAGGGGGCAGAUCCCACUCUCCUGGACAAGGACUUUAAGACGGCCCUCCACUGGGCAGCCCAGAGUGGAAAUAGGAUCCUGUGCUCCAUCAUUCUGAGUCACCAUAAGGGCCCGUCCAUUAUCAACUAUGAUGAUGAGAGCGGAAAGACGUGCGUCCAUAUCGCAGCAGCUUCGGGUUUCGGCGACCUUAUUAACGAUCUGGCAAAAAUCCCUGAGUGUAACCUGCAGGCUCUGGAUGUGGAUGACAGGACACCCAUGCACUGGGCUGCAGCUGCCGGAAAAGCAGAAUGUGUCCAGGCACUGCUGGAGCUGGGCAUGGACUGCAACCUGAGGGACAUUAAUGAGAGCACACCCCUGGCCUACGCCCUCUACUGCGGUCACACAGCCUGUGUCAGGCUUCUCUCCCAAGAAGGCCGCGCAGAACCUGCUCGGCCUCUUCCUUCCCAGAACAGCCGACCCCAAAAGAAGGAAGAACGAUUCGGCGUGCUCAACCAGAUCUUCUGCACAAACAAGAAAGAAGAGCAGAAAGCCCAUCCAAAGGACCACAGCAGGGACAGACACAAGGAGGAGGACACCUCGGAAGUCAAUGACAUCAUUGCCACCUUUGACAGUGUCGUGGAUACCAACUGCCAAGAUCAGCCUGGUGAUCAGGUGGCUAUGGUUGUCUUUAAGAAGAGGACCUCAGAGAAUUCAAAGUAUCUCUUGCCAGAAAGGAAACCCCUAGCCCGGAAAGGACUUCCACCAAUCAGAACACAGAGUCUCCCACCCAUCACUCUGGGCAAUCACUUCCUGACAGCCUCCCAUGGAGUCACUUCCCAUGCUGGCCUAAGCUCUGGUCCUCAGCACACAGCCCAACGUUCUCAGAAAAGUCGAAGUGAACAGGACUUAUUAAAUAACAGGACUGGCUGCCAGAUGUCACUAGAUAAUCCCUGGAAAGGUGACACUAACCAAGGGUUCUCCUGCAAGGCUUGGACCGUGUCUUCUUCUGAUAAGUUACUAGAUAGGCUAUUUGCUGGCCAGCCCAGUCACCAGGAGCUCUCUGGGCCACCUCAUCUUCCUCAUCUACAUAAUCCCUCACCAGGACAAACUCUGCAGCAUCUCUCCCCAAACAGACCUAAAUUCAGGGAUCUCCCUCUCACUCGGAACAGCCUUGCACCUCUGCCGGACCAAAAAUUUCUGUCUGGAGAACCCCUGAGAACAAACCGAGUACUUCCAGCCAUUCCAAGCCAGCGGGGUCACGGCCCACCAGGUGAAGAGAGCAAGCCGUCUGCCAGUCCCACCCACGAUGAAAACUGACUGGGGUCGCGCCCUGUGGAAAUCUAGAAGAUCUAUAUUUUUCAACUUCUGCGGGUGAGAUUACUCUAGUUUAUAUGAGCAAAGUCUUAAUUUAGUUAGCUGUAUUGUUCUACAAGCCAUUCACAGUUUUAUAAUUCAAGAUUCCUUAUUUCAAAUAAACAUCCUUCCUAAAUACGCACUUAAAAUCUUCGGGUGUGCAAACACCACCAAGUCUGUGAGUUCCUGUGAGCCCCCUACACACUGUAAUUCAGAAACAAAAUACAUCACUGGCAGGAAGAUUCAGUAUGUUUCAUUCAUGUGUAUGGCAUGUUUGCUGUUUUUUUCUGGGUUGUUUUGG